AUGAGUGGAUCCCUCCGCCCAGCCGUGGCAGCUCUGUUCUGCUGGGGGCGUGGCGCUGGCGGUGGCAGCCUGUGGAGUCCGGGCCUGCAGACUGCAGGCUCGGGCGCAGGUGGCGGUGGCUCAACGGAGGAGCUGGAUGAGAUGGUGAAGAAACACAAGGUGGUUGUGUUCCUCAAGGGGAUGCCGGAACAGCCCCAGUGUGGCUUCAGCAACGCUGUGGUGCAGAUCUUGGGGCUGCACGGUCUACAACGUGCUGGCGACCCUAAGCUCCCACAAGGCAUUAAAGACUACUCCAACUGGUCCACUAUCCCACAAGUGUACCUCAAUGGUGAGUUUGUGGGGGGCUGUGUCAUUCUUCUGUAG
Molecule: messenger RNA, 363 nt
Organism: Nycticebus coucang (slow loris)
Lineage: Eukaryota; Metazoa; Chordata; Mammalia; Primates; Lorisidae
Product: glutaredoxin-related protein 5, mitochondrial-like
Exons: 1
Coding region: 1-363 (120 amino acids)
Source: RefSeq, a predicted model, not a curated record